Molecule: messenger RNA, 1670 nt
Organism: Aspergillus brunneoviolaceus CBS 621.78
Lineage: Eukaryota; Fungi; Ascomycota; Eurotiomycetes; Eurotiales; Aspergillaceae
Exons: 4
Coding region: 231-1652 (473 amino acids)
Source: RefSeq, a predicted model, not a curated record
GAUCUAAUCGCCAGGGUCUUCCGGCUCUCGACUUCCCGUGGCGCAGAUAACCGAGCCCCAAGGUGCGUACGUACCGCUCUGAUGUGGGAAGGGGAACCUGCCGUUGACUCUUUGCAGCUGUUCCAUCGUGGACUGCUAAGCGACCUCACUUCGUCCAUGAAUCGAUCGCCCGCUUGGACCGCUACUGCCUGAUUUGAGUGAACGGGACCCCUGCCUCCGGGAAGACCACGAUGAUGAAUCUCGUCGCCAACGAGUUGCUCGUGCGCCACCCGAACACUCCGAUCUAUAUCCUGGACGGCUGGGAAGAGGCAAGGGUCGAGAAAGCCGGCGGCCGGACCCUUUAUCUGAAAGCACUGAUCGGGGUUCCCGGACGUUCGCUCCGGAAUCAUCCGUGUUACAUCCUGGUGGAUGAGGCACAUGAAUCAUGCUGGGACAGGCAGCUAUGGAGUGCGCUCUUCAAGUCCUGCGGGCCCGGCGACGCAGUGAAGAUCGUCCUGUUCGCCCGCUACGGCACGGCCGCAGACGACAACCAUCAACCAUUCAAGACCACCCCGAUGAUGACCUUCCUUCCGCACCAGCAAAUAUCCCUCCGGCCAGACGAAGCGAUCGACCCAGAGUGGAAGCCGAUUGGUUUGCUGCUCGAGGAGAGCGAAGCCAACGACAUCCUUCCACAUUUCCUGCCCACCGUGAUUCCAGAUAGUGAGCAGAUCUUGACGGACGGAUCGAAACACGGACUGUUCCUGACCAGUGGCGGCCAUGCUGGGCUAUUUACAUCCCUUAUACAUGUCCUGCGAGCGAUACCGAAGCUCCAAAAGCCGAUCCAGAGCCGUCGCCCCCUCGACUGGCAGACCACAUGCGACGGGCUUUUCAGUGAUGCUCUGCUGUUCUUCGAGCAUAUCAGGACCACCAUCUUCUCCCGAGGCUUACCGAGACAGAAGAUGGUGCAAAACUCCGCUUACGCGACGGUCUUGAAGCAUGCCAUUGCUUGCGACGGAACGAGCCGGUCGAGCUUUCCCAGCGACUCGGAUGAAGAGCGGGCGCUCGAAGAUAUCUGGAGACGCGGAUGGCUCCAUGCAGAGCAGAUGGAGGGAGGAGAGACAUACUACAUGUUCCCCACACAGGUUCAUCGGUGGUACUGCCAGUUCCUCUUCAAGCCAAACCAUCCCCGUAAAAAACUCGUCUAUCAGUCCCCCCUCGAGAUGACGGUCGACGCGAUCCGCAAAUUCCACCCCGACCAGCUCGCAGGUACUCCUGCGAUGCCGAUUGAAGACCAAUGUCAGAAGGAGUUCUACCGCUGCCUCUUCCCACUGCUCAUCGAACGCCACAUCACCGUCGCCCCGGAGUAUCUGAUCAAGACGGGGAUCCGGAGCGGGCGGAUGGAUCUCCUGGUGCCCCAGAAGCAGUGGGGAGUAGACCUGCUUCGCAGCGGCGACCGGAUCCAGCAGCAUAUGCAACGCUUCAAAAACAAGGGGCCGUAUUACCCCCUGCUGAGGGACAAGCUGAUCCAGGAGUAUCUUGUUCUGAAUUUCACCCGCACACCACCGCGGAAAAGCUACCCAGCAUAUCGCGGUCAUCUGUAUCACAUUGUCUUGUCGGGGGAAGUAGAUGGAGCUGACAUAGGUGAUUGGUUUCUCUCCAGACAUAUAAGAUAGGCAUUCACUUGUCACUGG